Ylistrum balloti is the source of this 1635-nucleotide messenger RNA. Its product is annotated as mucin-2-like. The coding region runs from base 1 to 1635 and encodes 544 amino acids. The record is from RefSeq and is a predicted model, not a curated record. NCBI's taxonomy places the organism in Eukaryota, Metazoa, Mollusca, Bivalvia, Pectinida, Pectinidae. The transcript is spliced from 2 exons.
AUGGAGUUUUACGCUGAGGACAUCACAUCAAUUACGACCAUGAAGAGAUCAUCCGAUUCUGCACAAAGUCAAACAGCAAUAGGACUAACCACUCUCCCGGACAUCAGUAAUCCAGUAACCACUCCUCCACACCUCACUAAUCCAGUAACAACUCUCCAACACCUCACUAAUCCUGUAACCACUCUCCCGGACAUCAGUAAUCCAGUAACCACUCCCCCACACCUCACUAAUCCAGUAACCACUCUCCUACACCUCACUAAUCCUGUAACCACUCUCCCGGACAUCAGUAAUCCAGUAACCACUCCUCCACACCUCACUAAUCCAGUAACAACUCUCCAACACCUCAAUAAUCCUGUAACCACUCCUCCACACCUCACUAAUCCUGUAACCACUCUCCCAGACAUCACUUAUCCACUAACCACUCUCCCAUACCUCACUAAUCCUAUAACCACUCCCCCAAACCUCACUAAUCCUGUAACCACUCCUCCACACCUCACUAAUCCAGUAACCACUCUCCCAUACCUCACUAAUCCAGUAACCACUCUCCCACAUCUCACUAAUCCAGUAACCACUCUCCCACACCUCACUAAUCCUGUAACCACUCUCCCAAACAUCACUAAUCCAGUAACCACUCUCCCACACCUCACUAAUCCUGUAACCACUCCCCCAUACCUCACAAAUCCAGUACCCACUCUCCCACACCUCACAAAUCCAGUAACCACUCUCCCACACCUCACUAAUCCAGUAACCACUCUCCCACACCUCACUAAUCCUGUAACCACUCUCCCAGACAUCACUAAUCCAGUAACCACUCUCCCACACCUCACUAAUCCUGUAACCACUCUCCAACACCUCACUAAUCCUGUAACCACUCUCCCAGACAUCACUAAUCCAGUAACCCCGAUCCCAGACAUCGCUAAUCCACUAACCACUCUCCAAUACCUCACUAAUCCAGUAACCACUCUCCAACACCUCACUAAUCCUGUAACCACUCUCCCGGACAUCACUAAUCUAGUAACCCCGAUCCCAGACAUCACUAAUCCAGUAACCACUCUCCCACACCUCACUAAUCCAGUAACCACUCUUCCAAACAUCACUAAUCCAGUAACCACUCUCCCAUACCUCACUAAUCCUGUAACCACUCUCCCAGACCUCACUAAUCCAGUAACCACUCUCCCAUACCUCACUAAUCCUGUAACCACUCUCCCACACCUCACAAAUCCAGUAACCACUCUCCCACACCUCACUAAUCCUGUAACCACUCCCCCACACCUCACUAAUCCAGUAACCACUCUCCCAUACCUCACUAAUCCUGUAACCACUCUCCCAUACCUCACUAAUCCAGUAACCCCGAUCCCAGACAUCACUAAUCCAGUAACCACUCUCCCAGACAUCACUAAUCCAGUAACCACUCUCCCGGACAUCACUAAUCCAGUAACCACUCUCCCACACCUCACUAAUCCAGUAACCACUCUCCCGGACAUCACUAAUCCAGUAACCACUCACCUACACCUCACUAAUCCAGUAACCACUCUCCCACACCUCAUUAAUCCAGUGACCACUCUCCCACACCUCACUAAUCCAGUAACCACUCUCUCCACUAAUCCUGUAACCACCUCACUACUAAUCCAGUAA